AAUAAAUUACUUCUCUAUUAUGUAUUGGAAUUGUAAUUAAUUAUUUAUGAAUUUAGUUCAAUUUUGAUGUAUAUUAGUAAUUGUAUAAGACUCAGUUACAGAUAAUAGUGUUAUUAGCUACCCUGAUUGAUGCAUAGCUGACGAGAACAAUGAAUUUAUAUAUGAAAUACAGUAUUUUAUUACUAUUUUGUUUAUUCGUUGUUUCUGAAAGUAAAUAUGGUUUUGUAACAUGGUCAAAUGGAAAAGCAGUAGUUUCGACGACGGAUAGCUACAAAGAAAUUCCCAAGGUACAUCUGGCACGAGCCACAUAUACCAACGACAUUAAUCAAACAGGUUGGGCUUUCCUUGAGUUACAUACGUCAACAGAUUCAAGCGAUGAAAAACAGGCAUACGCAGCAGGUGUACUGGAGGGUUUUCUCACACGGGACCUUAUUUGGAUGCACUGGCAAAAUAUGCUGAAAGGGUAUUGUUAUAAUAAAACUGAAAUAUGCGGCUUAAUUGAGGACUUUGUGGACAAGAACGAAGAUUACAUUUCUUCUAUGGUACUCGCAAACCCUACAGACCCGUACUGGUAUCAGAUGAAGCUUUACUAUAUACAAAUAGAAGGCCUAGCUGUUGGAUACAAUCAAGCCACGAGCGAUGCGUACGAGUGGCUCACUGUCAGGGACUUAAUAUGGAUCAACAUGCUGGGCGACUUGGACGAACUGGCGAUAGCGCUGUCGGCGCCGAAGGAGAACCCCGAGGGGCUGCUGUUCGGGGAGCACUGCAGCGGACUCGUCAAGCUGUUGCCCGACUGGUCGGAGCUGUACACCUCACACGCCACGUGGAACAGUUAUCAAUCAAUGCUCCGAAUACAAAAAUCUUACGUUUUGAACUACAAACUGACACCUCACGAGAAGAAAUUCAUCCCGGGCCGGAAGAUGGCGUUCAGCUCGUACCCGGGGUUUGUGCAGUCAACAGACGACUUCUACAUAAUAUCGUCGGGCCUGGUGGCGGCGGAGACGACAAUCGGGAACAGCAACAGGACGCUCUUCGAGUUGGUGCAGCCAGUUGGUCAGAUCUUGGAGUACGCUCGCGCGAUGGUCGCCAAUCGUCUGGCGCGGGACGGUAAGGAGUGGGUCGAGAUAUUCCGGAGGCACAACAGUGGAACAUACAACAACCAAUGGUACAUAGUGAACUACAACAAGUUUAAAGCGAAGAGCGGGCAAACCCCGGGCUCCAUCGAGCCGGGCCUGUUGUGGGUGGUGGAACAACUGCCGGGGUACACGGAAGCGGCAGAUUUAACGGAACAACUGAAAGAGACGACGUACUUUCCGUCUUAUAAUAUUCCGUAUUUCCCGCGCAUGUUCAACCUGAGCGGGGGCAACGUGCGCGUGGCCAUGUACGGCGACUGGUUCGGCUACCACACCAACCCCAGGGCGAAGAUCUUCAAGUCUCUACAGGCCGAGGUGCACAACGUGCGCGACAUGUUCGGCGUGCUGCGCUACAACGACUUCCGCCACGACCCGCGCGCGCGCUGCGCCUGCUCCCCCCCCUACAGCGCCAUCAACGCCGUCGCCGCCAGGAACGACCUCAACCCCGCCAACGGCACGUACCCGUUCCGCGCGCUGGGUCACCGCAGCCACGGCGCCACGGACGCCAAGCUCACGAGCUCGAUACUGCGCACCCGCUUCCAGUUCCUUGCCGUGUCCAGUCCCACGCAUCACCUCUCGCGGGGGAUCCCGCCCUUCCAGUGGAGUAAAUUCGAUAUGGGUCCCCACGUAUCACACGUAGGUCAUCCGGACCUCUGGAUGUUUAGCCCAGUCCUCCACCGCUGGCAGUGGGGCUGAAGAAAACGACACCCAAUACUUGUGUUAAGAAUCAAUUGCGAAUUUAACUUUAAACGUCAACUAUUUUACACUUUGUUUUAUUAAGAAUCUAGUAAUAUUUAUAAAAUAUACAACUAUUUUUCA
Molecule: messenger RNA, 1952 nt
Organism: Nymphalis io (European peacock)
Lineage: Eukaryota; Metazoa; Arthropoda; Insecta; Lepidoptera; Nymphalidae
Product: putative phospholipase B-like 2
Exons: 13
Coding region: 150-1829 (559 amino acids)
Biological process (GO): phospholipid catabolic process
Cellular component (GO): extracellular region
Molecular function (GO): glycerophospholipase activity
Source: RefSeq, a predicted model, not a curated record